This is a messenger RNA of Telopea speciosissima, 3389 nucleotides long. Its product is annotated as pentatricopeptide repeat-containing protein At1g73710. Gene Ontology annotation, molecular function: protein binding. Bases 154 to 3276 code for a protein of 1040 amino acids. Lineage: Eukaryota; Viridiplantae; Streptophyta; Magnoliopsida; Proteales; Proteaceae. The transcript has 2 exons. The record is from RefSeq and is a predicted model, not a curated record.
CCCGCACGGAGGCCUGCAUCGGCGCUUGGGCAGAUUAUUUCGGCUGAACAGGUGGUUUAGUCAUCAACGAAAGGAAGACGGGCUAUUCGUUUCGUUGAAACCCUCAAGGCUAGAGCUCAAUUGCAGAAGUGGAGGGCCAGCUGUUGGCGAUCAAUGAUGCUUCACUGUUAUAAUUCUAGAGAGAUUGGGCGCGAUAAUAUUCAGAAUUCAGUCCAAUUUCACGUACUUUCUCCGUGUAAGCUUCAAAAUCUCCAAUCUCGUUUUAUUACUAGGGUUUCUCUUGGGUCCCCGAAAGAAGUUAACGCUUCUUCAGAGUCUAACCUCCAUUGCCAGAGUACUAGAGACAGACAUUCAAAAUUUGCACCUUUAAUUUUACCUGCUUUUGGAACCGAACAGAACUUGCACACACCCGUGAGAACCUGGCUUCGUAGGCCAAACCCUAGAGGAACUAAGAUUUCUGUAGGGUUUAAGCUCCAUUGUCACACGAGACCUGUAGUUUCUGCAACAAAAUCCCCUAAAAAAACAAGGAAAAAGGCAGACGAUGGUCCGUUGCAUUCAAUAUUAAGCGCCUUAAAGACCAAAGGCGACAUUUCUGAAAUCCUAAAUUCGUGGAUCGGAAAGCUUAGUCCGAAGGAACAAACUGUAAUUCUCAGAGAGCAGAGAGAUUGGGAAAGAGUCCUCCUUGUGUUCCGGUGGAUGAAAUCCCAGAAAGACUACGUACCCAAUGUAAUUCAUUACAAUGUGGUGCUUCGGUCUCUCGGUAGAGCUCAGAGGUGGGAUGAACUACGGCUCUGCUGGAUUGAGAUGGCGAAAGAGGGUGUUCUGCCAACCAACAACACUUACGGGAUGCUUGUCGACGUUUAUGGAAAAGCGGGUCUGGGUAAGGAAGCCCUUUUAUGGCUCAGACACAUGCGAUUAAGGGGUCUGUUUCCGGAUGAGGUUACGAUGAACACUGUUGUCCGGGUCCUCAAAGAAGCUGGAGAAUUUGAUCUAGGGGAGAAAUUCUUCAAGGAUUGGUGUGCAGGACAGGUUGAUUUGGAUCAUCUGGAUUUGAAUUCAAAUUCUGAUUUGAUGUCGGAAUCGGACCCCAUUAGUCUAAAACAUUUCUUGUCGACUGAGCUUUUCAAAGCUGGGGGCCGGAUCCCUACUUCCAAAAUGUUGUCUUCUGCUGCAGUGAUAGAGAGUUCCGUUCAAAAACCACGACUUGCUGCUACAUAUAAUACAUUGAUCGAUCUUUAUGGCAAGGCAGGUCGGCUGAAGGAUGCAGCUGAUGCAUUUGCUGAGAUGUUGAAAGCUGGUGUUGAACCAGACAUAUAUACUUUCAAUACCAUGAUCUUUAUUUGUGGGGCUCAUGAGCAUUUAGCAGAGGCAGAAGCUUUGCUUAGUAAGAUGGAAGAAAGGGGAAUUUCUCCUGAUACCAAGACUUACAACAUCUUUCUAUCUCUGUAUGCCAAUGUGGGGGACAUCGAUGCGGCCCUCAAUUGCUACAGGAAGAUCAGAGAGGUCGGUCUGUUCCCUGAUACUGUAACCCACAGAGCUGUUCUUCAUGUAUUGUGUAAAAGGAAUAUGGUUCAAGAAGUUGAGAGUGUGAUUAAAGAAAUGGAUAAAUCUGGUUUACAUAUUGAUGAGCAUUCUCUUCCUCCUAUUGUUAAGAUGUAUGUUGAAGAAGGAUUUCUCGAUAGGGCAAUGAUACUUCUUGGAAAGUAUCAAUUCAAUGAUGUGACUACAUCCAAGACAUUUGCUGCAGUAAUAGAUGCUUUUGCAGGGAGGGGUCUUUGGAAGGAAGCCGAGGCCGUGUUCUCUGGAAAUAAGGAUUCAUCAGGACACAAGAAGGACGUUUUACAAUACAAUGUCAUGAUCAAAGCAUAUGGGAAGGCAAAACUGUAUGAUAGUGCUCUUUCACUCUUCAGGAACAUGAGAAGUAAUGGAACUUGGCCAGAUGAGUGCACGUAUAAUUCUCUCAUUCAAAUGCUCUCGGGUGGUGAUUUAGUGGAUCAGGCAAGGGAAUUCUUGGCUGAAAUGCAAGAAGUAGGGUUUAAACCACGGUGUGCAACCUUUUCUGCUGUUAUUGCAUGCUAUGCACGUUUGGGCAAGGUUUCUGAGGCAGUGGAUGUUUAUAAAGAAAUGUACAAAGCAGGAGUUGAACCGAAUGAGGUUAUUUAUGGGUCUUUGAUAAAUGGCUUUGCUGAAGCUCGGAAGGUCGAUGAGGCCUUUUACUAUUUCCAUGUGAUGGAGGAAUCUGGAAUUCCUGUGAAUCAUAUAGUCCUCACAUCUUUGAUUAAGGCUUACAGUAAGGUGGGAUGCUUGGAAGGAGCACAGAAGCUGUAUGAGAAGAUGAAAGAUUUGGAGGGUGGUCCUGAUAUUGUUGCAUCCAAUAGCAUGAUCAAUCUCUAUGCAGAUCUUGGGAUGGUAUCUGAAGCUAAAUUAAUUUUUGAUAAUUUAAGACAGAAUGGCCAGGCAGAUGGCGUGUCAUUUGCCACUAUGAUGUACCUUUACAAGAGCAUCGGCCUGCUUGAUGAAGCUAUUGAUAUUGCUCAUGAGAUGCAACUAUCAGGUUUGCUUAGGGACUGUCCUUCAUUUAAUACAGUGAUGGCAUCUUAUGCCACGAAUGGACAGCUAAGGGAGUGUGGUGAACUGUUGCAUCAGAUGGUAACACAGAAAAUUUUGCCUGAUAGUGGGACUUUUAAAAUAAUGUUCACUGUGUUGAAGAAAGGGGGCCUACCAGUUGAGGCUGUGAUGCAGCUUCAGUUAUCAUACAGCGAUGGAAAUCCUUACUCCAGGCAAGCCAUAAUAGCCUCCGUCUUCUGUAUUGUGGGUCUACAUGCUUUUGCUCUGGAAGCCUGUGAGACCUUCACUAAGGCUGAAGUGGGUCUUGAUUCUUCCAUAUACAAUGUUGCAAUAUAUAUUUAUGGUUCUUCUGGGGAGGUAAACAAGGCUCUCAAUAUUUUCAUGAAAAUGCAAGAUGGGGGGCUGGAACCAGACAUUGUUACUUUUAUCAAUCUGGCAGAUUGUUAUGGAAAAGCAGGAAUGGUGGAAGGCGUAAGGCGGAUUUACAAUCAAUUGAAAUUUGGGGAGAUCAGGAGCAAUGAGUCCCUGUUUAGGGCUAUUAUAAGUGCCUAUAAGAGUGCUAAUAGGUAUGACCUUGCCGAAAUGGUUUGCCAAGAGAUGAAAUUCACCUUCAACAUGCAAGAGCACUCUGAUUUGGAAAAGGAAGUUGAAUCUGAUGAAGGAAUUUCUAUACCUAUAGAAUCCACAGAUCUCAUGACUUUGAAGUGAUUAGGAUGUUUAUGUUGUAUGAGCAGAAUUAGUCAUGUAAAUCUUGAAGCUAUUUAUUUGUCUACACUGUAUAGUACAUCAGUUAACCAGAUGAAAGAUUUUGUGUUUCUCAA